Messenger RNA from Tetrahymena thermophila SB210, 2088 nucleotides. RefSeq names its product transmembrane protein, putative. NCBI's taxonomy places the organism in Eukaryota, Ciliophora, Oligohymenophorea, Hymenostomatida, Tetrahymenidae. The record is from RefSeq and is a predicted model, not a curated record. The transcript has 5 exons.
AUGAGUUAGCUAUAACAUGAUAAAGUGAUAGAAAUAUAGAGCCCUAUUAGCACAUUCAGAAGUUAAUACAUGAUAUCGAGGAAAUAAAUAAACUAUCUAUAAGGAGAUGAAGAUACCCACAAAGAUCUAGCUUUAAGUUCUAUAGUUAUAGGCUCUAAUAUUAAUAUAGAAAGAAACUAAGAAUAAACUCCUUCAAAUAAUUCAAAAAUCGAACAAAAUAAUGCCUAAAAUAAUGAACAAUUAAAUGAAUUUUUAGAAGAUGUGUAGUAUGAUGAUUAAAAGGGCUACUAAGUAAAAAGCUUGAAUAAAUUUGAAGAAAAGGAAGAUAUAGAAAAUUAAAAAGAUAGAUAUGAGUUAUAAAGGCUUAGCACUACAGCAGGCUUAUUGGAAGAUGAAUACUUUGGCGAAGACUCUGAAAAGAAAUAAAAUAAAAGAAGCAAAUAUAUUAAUCCAGAUAUGUUUAAUAAAUUAAGAGAUCAUCAUGUUGAUUGGGAUUAUAAUGUAUUUUUUGAGAUAUUUUGGUAUCAUAUUUUAAAUUAUAUGCUUAUUGGGCCUUUCGUCACAUUGGUUUAUUACAAAAAAAGAGUACUUAUGCGAAAUUUGCAAUUUUGGGGCAAUACUUAAGCAUUUUACAUACAAACAACUUUUUUUAUUUUUAACGUAUUUAUAAUCACUCUUUACUUUACCUCUUCCAGUUAAAAUAUAUACCUAGUAGAAAUUAUAUUCACAUUCUUUAUUAUGAUUCUUCGUUGCUAUAUUAUAGCUUGCAAGUAUGCAACCCUUCAUCCUGAUAAAAUCAAACUUUAUAGAGAUUAUGUAUUAGAUGUAAAAUUAACAAUAACAGAUUACUACCUUACAAACUGGAAAGAUUAAGAUGAUAAAACAUUAUAUAGAGAGACUUAUAAUGCUCUAUAAAGAGGAGAAUUUGAUCCAUCUAUGUUUUAUAUAUCAUUUUUUGUUGAACCUUCUAAGUAAGCUGCUGAUGAAAUGAACGAACUGAAUUAAAAUAUUAGUAAACACCACUCUUAUACUACAGUUAAAUACUAGCCUAAAUGCAUUUUCCCUGUUUAAUAGACAUAAUAUUUUUAUGGAUAUUCUGUACUUGGAUAUUUGAUUAGAUAGUAUAGUAAAUAAAAUCGUGGUUCAUCUCAAAUCCUUCAGGCACUUAUAUUAGCUGGAAUCAGAACAGCUGGACCUAUAAUAUAUAGAUAUAUAUACAGAGAAAAUUUUGAAUUUAGAGGAAUAGAAAUUGCCUAACUAGUAGCUUUAUCGAUAAAUACAUUUUUUGGAUAUUUAUUCUCUUUCGUAUUUUUAUUUUUUUACAUUCGUGAUAUGAAACUCAAAGAUUUUAUGCUAAAUUAAUGUAAGUUAAUGCUUUAAGUUAAAAAAAUUCAUCUAAGUGAGAAAAAAGUACUUCCAACUGUUGAUAUUAUAAACCCUUAUUCAUUAAAAGGUUGGUCAAUUUUGAGAAGAAUCUGUUUAGAUUAUGGCAAAUAAUAUGUACUUAGAAUGCAAGCUUAUCUUACAAUUUACUUUUUUUCUAUUUUUAUCACAACUAUAAUUCUUAUUUUGUGGGUCUUAAAGAUAUAUAAGCUUGAUAACAUAUACCCUAUUAUGUGCUUAUAUGAACUUAUUGUUACUUUUUCAAUAUUGCUAGCCAUAUUAUAUUAAGGUUGCCUUUUAAAUGAAUGUUUUGAAUAUUAUAAAAAUACUCUAGGUGAUCACAAGGUUUUAUUUUUAGAUAUUAUGAGAAUGAAAAAUGUUUAUUUUAAAGAUUAAAAUUUUGUUGCUUCAAAUUUUGUUCUUAAAAAGAGCUUAACAAAAAUUAAAUAAAUUUUAAAAAUUUCUGAUUAAACUAAAACCCAUGACGAAAAUAUUAAUGACUAUCUUAACUAGCUUAUGAAUAGCAUAUCUGAUUGUGAAAAUGAAGUUGAUUAAGAUUUUAGAAACUAACCUUUUACAUUAUAUGGUAUUACCAUCACUUUAACACUGUUUUAAUAGUUAGUAAUUGCUUUACUAACAGUUGUUGCUGGUUUUGUCCAAAUUUAUUUAUUUAUUAAUAAUAAAAUUUCAACUUCAUCAUUAUGA